GCGCUAGGAUGAGCUCGCCCGUGGACCCCAGGAUCAAACAGGCGCUGCGGAAGAAGCCCGCGGAGCGGAGCGCCGAGGACUUGAGCACUAUCUAUUCCUUCCUUCAUGGACUGGACAUCCUCUCGCAUUUCAGGGAACAUCAGUUAAGAAUAAUGUCAUCGAGCGCCCGCUAUGAGCGGUACAAGGGCAACCAGGUUCUCUUCUGCUCAGAAACUAUAGCAAGAUGCUGGUACAUCCUGCUUUCGGGGUCUGUGCUGAUGAAGGAUUCCAUGUUUUUGCCACCUUGCAGUUUUGGCAAGCAGUCUGGAGGAAAACGGGGAUGCGAAUGUAUCAUCCUGGAGCCUUCAGAAAUGAUUGUGGUGGAGAACUCCAAGGAGAAUGAGGAGAGCAUCCUGCAGAGRGAGGUCCCCGGCAGGCAGUCCCGCCGCAGGUUCCGGAAGAUCAACCAGCGGGGGGAACGACAGACCAUCACGGACAACGUGGACACCAGCAGCUACCACUCGCUGCCGGCGGAUCUUACCAAGAUGCACCUUACGGACAACCCGCACCCGCAGGUCACCCAUGUCCCGUCGAGCCAGUCGGGCUGCAGCAUCGCCAGCGACUCGGGGAGCAGCAGCCUCUCCGACAUUUAUCAGGCUACAGAAAGUGAGAUGGGAGAUGUUGAUUUAACAGGUCUUCCAGAAGCACCUGUAGACUCUGAAGAUGAAGAAGAAGAAGAAGAUGAAGAUAUUGACAGAACUUCAGACCCACUUCUCGGGCGAGAUGUUGUACGAGAGUGCCUUGAGAAAGAGCCUGCAGAUAAAACAGAUGAUGAUAUCGAGCAAUUACUGGAAUUCAUGCAUCAGCUCCCUGCCUUCGCAAACAUGACUAUGUCCGUAAGAAGGGAACUUUGUUCUGUGAUGAUAUUUGAAGUGGUCGAGCAAGCAGGAGCCAUCAUACUGGAAGAUGGGCAAGAACUCGAUUCUUGGUACGUUAUUUUAAAUGGCACAGUGGAAAUCAGCUAUCCUGAUGGGAAGAGCGAGAGCCUCUGUAUGGGCAAUAGUUUUGGGAUUACUCCCUCUCUGGACAAGCAGUACAUGAAUGGUGUGGUUAGAACCAAAGUUGAUGAUUGUCAGUUUGUGUGUAUAGCCCAGCAAGACUACUGGAGGAUUCUGAACCAUGUGGAAAAAAACACCCAUAAAGUGGAGGAGGAAGGAGAAAUUGUUAUGGUGAAGGAACACAGGGAGCUGGAUCGCAGCGGCACCAGGAAAGGGCACAUAGUUAUCAAGGCGACUCCUGAGCGGCUCAUCAUGCAUUUAAUAGAAGAGCAUUCCAUUGUGGAUCCCACCUACAUAGAGGAUUUCCUCUUAACAUACAGAACUUUUCUAACAAGCCCCUUAGAAGUUGGGAAUAAGCUGCUGGAGUGGUUCAAAGUGGACAGCCUCAGGGAUAAGGUUACCAGAGUGGUAUUACUGUGGGUGAACAACCAUUUUAAUGACUUUGAAGGCGAUCCUGCUAUGACCCGAUUUCUGGAAGAAUUUGAAAAAAACUUAGAAAAUACGAAGAUGAAAGGACAUCUCAGACUGCUGAAUAUUGCUUGUGCUGCCAAAGCGAAAUGGAGACAAAUUACCCUGCAGAAACCUUCCAGAGACUCACCACUCUUCUUCAGCCUCCUCGGAGGAAGUGAUAAAGGUUUUGGUAUCUUUGUAGAGACUGUGGAAGCGGGCAGUAAAGCAGCAGAAGCUGGACUUAAGCGUGGUGAUCAGAUAAUGGAAGUAAAUGGACAGAAUUUUGAGAACAUCACAUUUGCAAAAGCUCUGGAAAUCCUAAGGAACAAUACACAUCUCUCCAUUACUGUCAAAACAAACAUUUUUGUGUUCAAAGAGCUGCUUUGCAGGAUAGGACAAGAAAAGAACGGCAUCCCCCAUAUUCCCAAAAUUGCAGAGAAGAAAAACAACCGUUACUCCAUCCCAGAUAUGCCUGGAGAUGUGGAGCAGAUGUUUCCACGUGAAAAAGCAAACAAGAAAAUCAAAGCUAACACUGUAUCUGGUGGGAGAAACAGAAUCAGGAAAAUUUUAGACAAGACACGCUUCAGCAUCUUGCCUCCAAAACUGUUCAGCGACGGCAGCGUGAGCCAGUCGCAGGACGACAGCAUCGUGGGCACGCGCCAGUGCCGGCACAGCCUGGCCAUCAUGCCCAUUCCUGGCACGCUCUCGUCCAGCAGCCCGGACCUGCUGCAGCCUACAACGAGCAUUCUGGAUUUCUCUAACCCUUCAGCUGUUGGGUUUUACUAUAUUCCGGAUCAAGUAAUCCGAGUUUUCAAAGCGGACCAGCAGAGCUGCUACAUUAUCAUCAGCAAGGACACUACAGCCAAGGAGGUGGUGAGCCACGCGGUGCACGAGUUCAACCUGACGGGAGCCCCGGACACCUACUCGCUCUGCGAGGUCUCCGUGAGCCCCGAGGGGGUCAUCAAGCAACGGAGGCUUCCCGACCAGUUCUCCAAGCUUGCAGACAGGAUUCAGCUCAACGGGCGGUAUUACCUGAAAAACAACAUGGAGACGGAGACGCUCUGCUCSGAUGAGGAUGCUCAGGAGUUGCUGAGAGAGAGCCAAAUUUCCCUCCUGCAGCUCAGCACCAUUGAGGUUGCCACGCAGCUUUCCAUGAGGGACUUUGAACUGUUUCGGAAUAUUGAGCCCACGGAGUACAUUGAUGACCUUUAUAAGCUGGACUCCAAAACAGGAAACGCUCGCCUAAAACAGUUUGAGGAUGUCAUAAAUCAAGAGACCUUCUGGGUUGCCAUGGAAAUUUUAGCAGAGCCCAACCAACUCAAGAGAAUGAAGAUUAUUAAGCAUUUCAUUAAAAUUGCCCUCCACUGUCGAGAAUGCAAGAAUUUCAAUUCCAUGUUUGCGGUUAUCAGCGGGUUAAAUCUAGCACCAGUAGCACGUCUCAGGGGUACGUGGGAAAAGCUACCAAGCAAGUAUGAAAAGCACCUCAGAGACCUUCAAGAUCUUUUUGAUCCAUCUAGAAACAUGGCAAAAUACCGCAACAUCCUCAGCAGUCAGAGCAUGCAGCCUCCAAUUAUUCCCCUCUUCCCUGUUGUCAAGAAGGAUAUUACAUUUCUACACGAAGGAAACGAUUCCAAGGUGGAUGGCCUGGUGAACUUUGAGAAGCUGCGGAUGAUCGCCAAGGAGAUCCGCCAGGUGGUGAGGAUGACCUCGGCGAACAUGGACCCGGCCGUGAUGUUCAGGCAAAGGAAGAAGAGGUGGAGAAGUUUGGGGUCCCUGAGCCAGGGCAGUACAAACUCCAACAUGCUCGACGUCCAGGGAGGUGCCCACAAGAAACGGGCCCGACGCAGCUCGCUCCUCAACGCCAAGAAGCUCUACGAGGAUGCCCAGAUGGCCAGGAAGGUGAAGCAGUACUUGUCCAACCUCAAUGUAGAAACGGAUGAGGAAAAGAUCCAAAUCCUGUCGCUUCAGUGUGAGCCUGCAUAUAGCACUUUGACAAAGAAUUUAAGYGAGAGAAGAGGGGCAAAAUCCUCAGAAAUGUCUCCAGUACCGAUGCGAUCAAUUGGCCAAAGCACUAAAGCCCAUCAGCAUCAGCAAAACAGAAUGAGCCAAGUGCUGCAGGUUCCGUCCGUGAAUUUAUACCCCAGCCGCAAAAAGGGACUGACGAAGGAGCACGUCACGUUCAGCACAGGCUCCCCACAGAAGUCACUAAGUUUGUCGGAGGAAGUGAGUACCAAGAAGCAAACAGAUGACACUCUGUCUAUGGCAUCUUCUUUGCACUCCAGCCCGCCGGCUUCUCCGCAGGGCUCUCCCCGCAAAGUUGGAAACAUCCAGAGGGCUGACAACUGCAGUCAGCUGAAUCUGUCYGGGUCGUCCUCGUCCCUUGCCAGUGAAGCCAGCAACAAGAACAGCGGACAGCGCAGCUACGGAAUAGGCUAUGCCCUCAUACCUUCCACCAAGUCGGAUAACUUCUCGGAUUCGAGCCAUAGCGAGAUCUCCUCRCGCUCCAGCAUCGUGAGCAACUGCUCGGUGGACUCCAUGUCGGCGGCGCUGCAGGACGAGCGGGGCCUGGCCCAGGCCCUCCUGGUCGGCGACUCCGCGGGGCCCGAGCGCAAGGAGCAGCCGCAGCCGCUCGCCGACUACUCGCAGCCGUGCCCGGGCUGGUCGCUGAGCAGGCCCGCGCUCAUCCGAGGGAUGGCGUUCACGUCGUCCAUGAGCAGCGAGGAGAUCUCCCACGAGCACAUCCUGGUGGAGGCGGCGGACAGCGGCCGCGGGAGCUGGACAUCGUGCUCCAGCAGCUCCCACGACAACUUCCAGAACAUCCCCAACCAGAAGAGCUGGGACCUCCUCAAUUCCUACCGUCACACCCAGCUGGAUGGACCUAUUGCUGAAGUCGACCCCACAAAUUGCUAYUCUGAGGAGGCUUAUUUAUAUUCUGAACCCUAUUCCAAAAAUAACAGGCAGUCCAAAGCCAACCUGGAAGCGGAUCAGUCCCGGCAGAGCUGGGCCUCCUCGAGCUCCCUCUCGGACACGUAUGAGACAAACUAUGGGACAAUUAAGCGGAGGGGGCUGGAGACGCCGGCCACGGAGCAGACGGAGGUUUUGGACUCUAAAGCAGGCACCGACACAACUUACAAAACUGUUACUUCAAGUACAGAAAAAGGCCUCAUAGUGUACUGUGUCACCUCACCUAAGAAGGACGAUAGGUAUAGGGAGCCACCGCCCACCCCUCCGGGCUACCUGGGCAUUUCUUUAGCGGACAUAAAGGAAGGAUCGCCCCACCACCCGCACCUCAAACCUCCCGACUAUAGUGUGGCCGUGCAGAGGUCAAAGAUGCUGCACGGCGACCUCUCUAGACUCUCGGCAGCUCCUCUCGGUAGUGACGCGGUGGCCUCUAUGUCCUCGAAGAUGCCUCCGUGGCAUAGUCGGCAGCCGGCCAGCCCCCAGCUAGCAGAUGUGCCUGGCGCAGAUAGUGAAGAGGAUGAAGACGAGCAGGUUUCAGCAGUGUAGGGCUGCCGCCGGGAGCGCUCCGGAGCCGCGGGCCCGUCCCGCCGGCCGCGCCGACCGCUCGCU
Molecule: messenger RNA, 5057 nt
Organism: Nothoprocta perdicaria
Lineage: Eukaryota; Metazoa; Chordata; Aves; Tinamiformes; Tinamidae
Gene: RAPGEF6
Product: Rap guanine nucleotide exchange factor 6
Exons: 31
Coding region: 9-4994 (1661 amino acids)
Biological process (GO): small GTPase-mediated signal transduction; positive regulation of ERK1 and ERK2 cascade
Molecular function (GO): guanyl-nucleotide exchange factor activity; protein binding
Source: RefSeq, a predicted model, not a curated record